Molecule: messenger RNA, 1766 nt
Organism: Sabethes cyaneus
Lineage: Eukaryota; Metazoa; Arthropoda; Insecta; Diptera; Culicidae
Product: probable cytochrome P450 9f2
Exons: 2
Coding region: 1-1632 (543 amino acids)
Molecular function (GO): oxidoreductase activity, acting on paired donors, with incorporation or reduction of molecular oxygen; monooxygenase activity; heme binding
Source: RefSeq, a predicted model, not a curated record
AUGCUGCCAGUGAGCCUGUUUACGGUGCUGGCCGCCGGCGCCAUUGCGCUGCUGCUGUACCAGAUUAUUGCGAGAAAGUAUCGCUACUUUCUGUCGAAACCGGUGCCGUUCGUAAAGCCGACGCUGUUGUUGGGAAGCAGCGGUCCGAUACUGUUCCGCCGGAGCGAUUCCAUGUCCUGGAUGAAAGCCAUCUACAACACCUUUCCGGAUUCGAGAGUGAUCGGUUUCUAUAGUCUGAUGAAACCAACCUAUCUAAUUCGGGAUCCGGAUUUGAUCAAACAAAUUGCAAUCAAAGAUUUCGAAUAUUUCGCCGAUCACAGUCCGGAGCUGACCAGUACCCGGGAGGACGAUCGGAGCAGUCCGGAGGAUAAAAAUCUGAUCGCCCAGUCGCUGUUCGGUCUGCGGGGUCAAAAGUGGAAGGAUAUGCGAUCGACUUUGAGUCCAGCCUUCACCGGAAGUAAAAUGCGACGAAUGUUCGAUCUGGUUGCCAACUGCGGAAAAUCGAUGACCGAUUUUUUCCUCUCGGAAGCGGAAAAAGGUCACCGGCUGGAGUACGAUAUGAAAAACGUCUGUACGCGGUUUGCGAACGAUGUGAUCGCAUCGGUGGCAUUCGGCAUUCCGGUGGAUUCGUUUCGUAAUCCGAACAACGAGUUUUAUCUCAACGGCAAGGAUAUGUUUAAUUUCAGUUCACCAAUGAAAAUAUUUAAGAUUUUUUUGAUGUUCUUUGUGCCAUACAAACUAAGAAAAAAAUUUAACUUGGACUUUUUCGAUAACAGAAUUACGGAUUAUUUCAUGCAAAUUAUAAUGGACACAAUGAAGCAACGAGAGGAGAAAAACAUUGUUCAGCACGAUAUGAUCCAAAUGUUGAUGAUGGCUCGAAGGGGCUCACUGAAACACGCCAAAAACGAAGAGGACGUCAAAGAUGCCGGUUUCGCCACCGUAGAAGAAUCAAGUAUCGGAAAAACGGAAAACUCUCGGGUGUGGACAAAGCAUGAGUUGGUUGCCCAGUGCUUCUUGUUUUUCGUAGCGGGCUUAGACACCGUAUCGACUGUCAUGUCAUUCCUAGUGUACGAGUUGACCAUCAAUCCGGACAUACAGCAGCGUCUGUACGAAGAAGUGCUUGAAACGGACCAAAAUCUUGACGGUAAACCGCUCACGUACGAAAUCCUGCAGAAAAUGCAGUACAUGGAUAUGGUCGUGUCGGAGGGUCUCCGCUUGUGGCCACCUAAUGUGAUGUCUGAUCGCUACUGCGUUAAAAAUUACGAACUUGACUGCGGACCAGGAAAGAAAUUCAUCAUCGAGAAAGGAACAACCGUUUGGUUUCCAACGGCACCGAUUCAUCACAAUCCGCAGUACUACCCGAAUCCGAUGAAGUUCGACCCGGAACGAUUCAGCGUAGAGAACCGGUCGCAAAUCAAGCCGGAAAUCUAUCUUCCGUUCGGAAUCGGACCAAGAAACUGCAUCGGUUCGAGGUUGGCACUGAUGGAAAUCAAAUCGGGCGUGUAUCAUCUGCUAAGGAAGUUUAGUCUGGAGCCCACGGAGAAGACGCAAAUACCGCUUCGGUUGGCGAAGCACCUGAUGGCCGUGCAAGCCGAGAAGGGUGUAUGGGUGGAACUGAAACCUAGGCAAUAAGGACGAAUGUGGGCCGAUUCGCAAAAACCCAGUUACAAUAUGUUUAGUUAACAAUCAUACGAGCUAGUUUUCUACAAUUAUUUGAAUUUUAAUACAAAAUGUACGUGUUAUCUGAUAACUAAUAAUCAACACUG